Molecule: messenger RNA, 1032 nt
Organism: Daldinia decipiens
Lineage: Eukaryota; Fungi; Ascomycota; Sordariomycetes; Xylariales; Hypoxylaceae
Product: marvel domain-containing protein
Exons: 2
Coding region: 149-631 (160 amino acids)
Cellular component (GO): membrane
Source: RefSeq, a predicted model, not a curated record
UACCAAGUUAGCUGCCUACCAAGUGUCUCACUUAGCCUCUCUUCAUCUAGAAUAUAUUAACCAUAAAUCGUUGGUCGAGCAUCCCAUCCCCUCAUAAGUGUCCACAAGCCGCUUUCUAAUAAGGCAUCAUUGUCUACACACAGUCAAGAUGAUCUUGACAGACAUCAUCUCCAUCAUCCUCCGCCUUGCGGAGUUGGUUUUUGGAGCUAUUGUCGCUGGAAUCAACGGGCAGUAUCUCCAUGCCGUCGAGAAUACCGACAGUUGGGACCAGAGCCGUUUUAUCUACACCGAAGUGGUAGCUGGUCUCGCCAUUUUCCUUUCCAUUAUCUGGCUCUUCCCGUUCGCGGGUAGCUUCGUUCACUGGCCUGUCGACCUUCUCAUUUCCAUUUGUUGGUUCGUUGCCUUCGGUCUGCUAGUUAAUUACCUCGAUGGCGGCUGCGGAUACAUCUUCGACUGGGAUAAUGUUUCCAUCCGCCGCGGUGAUCAGUGCGGAAGAUGGAAAGCUAUCAUUGCAUUCUCCUUCUUGUCUGCUAUUUGCUGGCUCGUCUCAGCAAUCGUCGGCAUCGUCUGGGUCCGAGAUCACGAGGCUCGAACUUACCGCCGACGAAGAUGGCGCGGUUCCCGUGUCUAAGAUAUACACGAAAUAAAGUCGGCGCUCUAUAAAAAAUCUCGUACUCUAUAACACACAUUGCGUUUCCGAUUCGAGAGACAUUACACCGAGUCCUUUUCCAGUCACCCUGGGGCAUGGUUCAGUAACGACAACCCUUGAUUUUCAGCUGAAUUAAUGAUGUUAUGAGAAUGAGGCAUCUGGUUAGCGUUAUCGGAUGUAUUUAGGAUACUGCUUGUGGUUGAUUUUCGAUGAUAUUAAGCUGGAGUCGGCAAUAGCAUCAUAGCACCAUGAGAGAUACCCAUGUUAGUAAUGAAACAGUCUUAAUAUUUAUUAUUAAAAUUCCCAUACGACUGGAUGCGAAGUCUCUCCUAGGUUGGUGGGGUAAAUGAUACCUCGUCCUUGUAAAUAGCAACCGUCUACAU